This is a messenger RNA of Capsella rubella, 1839 nucleotides long. RefSeq names its product double-stranded RNA-binding protein 2. Lineage: Eukaryota; Viridiplantae; Streptophyta; Magnoliopsida; Brassicales; Brassicaceae. The coding region runs from base 270 to 1601 and encodes 443 amino acids. The record is from RefSeq and is a predicted model, not a curated record. Gene Ontology annotation, molecular function: double-stranded RNA binding. The transcript has 3 exons.
CCUCUUCCUCUUCUCUCUCUCUUCUCUCUUCUCUCUCUGCAAAAACCCUAAAUUUCCUCCGAUUUCAUCAUCUUCAACCUCGUUCGCGACCAAACCUGGCUUCUUAAUCACUCCCCAAGCAAACCCUUGUACGAUUUUAGAUGAUUGGGAGAGAUAGAGUCGAAGAAAUGGGGGAAAAGCCCUAAAAAAAAAUCGAAGCUUUGAUCUCUCCGAAAUUGGAGUUUAUUUUGUGUUUGGUGUUUUUGUUUUUUUUUUGGAAAUUGGCAGAAAUGUAUAAGAACCAGCUACAGGAGCUGGCGCAGAGGAGCUGCUUUUGUCUUCCUUCGUAUACUUGUAUUAGGGAAGGUCCAGACCACGCGCCGCGAUUCAAGGCUACGGUUAACUUUAAUGGCGAGAUCUUUGAGAGUCCUCAGUACUGUUCUACUCUUCGUCAAGCUGAGCACUCUGCUGCUGAAGUUGCUCUCAAUGCCCUCUCUAAUCGUGGUCCUUCUCACUCUCUUGCCGCCAGGAUCUUGGAUGAGACAGGUGUGUACAAGAAUCUGUUGCAAGAAAUAGCUCAGAGAGUGGGAGCUCCUCUACCGCGAUAUACAACCUUCAGGUCUGGUCUUGGCCACCAACCCGUGUUUACUGGUACUGUAGAAUUGGCUGGAAUUACAUUCACUGGAGAUCCAGCUAAGAACAAAAAACAAGCAGAGAAGAAUGCUGCUAUGGCUGCUUGGUCUUCCCUAAAACAAUUGGCAAAAGAAACAUCAAGUUCAAUGCCUGAGCCUGAGAACAUUGACGAACUAGAACAGGUGAUCAUAGCAAGAGCCUUGAUAAACUAUCGAAUCAAGGAAAAUAUUGGCACGGGAAGCUCCUCAACUGCCCCGGUUCCAUUUGCCAAGAAGUUCUAUUUGCACAAUCCUAGACCAACAAGUCCACAGCCUUCUCCUGCAACCACAUCAAGAAUCUUACCAUUUAUUUGCCCAAAACAACCUUCUAGAAGCAGCCGAUCCUUAGCAACACCUGCCGGUGUUGACAGAAUUAUGGCAGCAGCCUUGGAAAGCCGCAGCUACCAGCGGCCUCAGCAGAGAUAUGCAAACCCAGGAACAGCAGCUCCACCUCCUUAUGUUCCUAUGAGGCAUUUAAGAUCACCAUGCCAUGGGAUGGCUCCACCUGUCACAAUCAGAACUGCUGUACCAGUCUUCUCUGCACCUCCAAUGCCUCCUCCACCUUGUACAAACAACACUCAGCUACCUUCUUCUGCGUAUGUCCCAUCGCUGAUGCGGACUGCACCACCCGUGAGAAUUGCACCACCUGUCACAAUCAGAACCUCAGUGCCCGUUUUUGCUUCUGCGCCACCGGUUAGAGUUAGAAAAGUGGAUAUCCAAACCGCUGUAAAGCCCGCAGUUGAGGUAGGAGAAACCCGGAUAUCUUUGGUCCAAGAAAAGGAGAGCGUUCCAGUCUUGCCUGAUACUCUUGAAAUUGGAGAAGAAGCAAUUUAUAUACCAAUUUCAGGGAGUGAGAAAACACCGGCAAAGGAAACAGAGAGAGCAGAUCUGAAGGAUUUGAAAGGAGAACCAGAGAUAGCAAGAGAGCGACUGGAGAAUCUAAGAAUCUGAGUCUUGAAGACUGUCUCUGGGUUUAGUUUUUUUUUGAGGUUGGUUUCUGAAAAUUGUUACAUUAGUAAUCGUUCGAUAUUAUACUCGGUGGAUCGAGUAGUUUGAUAAUCCGAAAGAUUUGUAUUAUAUUGGGAGUUUUAGGAGGAACCUGGCCGUCAUCUCUGGAUUGUAGAAUUGUAUCAGUUUCACUUCCUAUUCAGUUCGUUUGUGUCAUUUUCUUAUAAAUCUGUUACCUAUC